CGCUUGGAGACGCUCCGCCCAAGGGGAAGCGGGGGGGGGGAGAGGGAGGACGAGACCGAGAUGCCUCCCGCCUCCUUUCCCGCUCUUUUCGUCGGUCUCUUCGCCAACUAAGCCGCGAGAGGAAGGGCAAAGCCGGAGAGACGAUGGUUUCCUGUCCUUGUUCCACUAACUCGCGGCCCUCCAGUGGCCCUCUUCCAUUUCCGUAUUUUAUACAAGGAGUAUGUCGUGAAGGAAAUAGGUGUCUGUUUUCCCAUGACUUGUCUACAAGCAAACGAUCUAAUAUCUGCAAAUUCUAUCAAAAAGGACAGUGUGCUUAUGGAACUCGCUGCAAAUAUGAUCACGUCAAACCUCUGGGGUCCUCUGCAUCUGGGGGCACAGUGGGUUCUAGACCACUUUAUAUUUCUGCACCACCAUUCCAAAGACUCAACUCUCCAUCAGAGCAAAACCCAACUGUUACCAAAAGUAAAGUACAUGAAUCUGGAAAACGUGAAAAGAAAACCUUAGUGCUCAGGGACAGAGACUUGUGUGGAACCAAUGAAGAAAGGACAAGGCCCGGGGCAGUAAGUGACUUGGCAUGUUGCAGUAUUCCAGUUGACACACCAGAAACAAAGCCCCAUUCGUAUUUAGAUGCUAUCCGCAGCGGGCUUGAAGAUUAUGCUGAACCUGGCAGCUCAUAUACAUAUGAUGAACAGUUAUGCCCCUAUGCAGCAGCUGGCAUGUGCCAGUUUGGGGACCGGUGCCUCUACCUCCAUGGGCAAGUAUGUGAAAUCUGUGGGUUGCAAGUACUCCAUCCCUUUGAUCCAGAACAGAGGAAGGCACACGAGAAGAUGUGCAUGGCUAGCUUUGAACAUGACAUGGAGAAAGCUUUUGCCUUCCAGGCAAGCCAGGACAAGGUGUGCAGUAUUUGCAUGGAAGUGGUUUAUGACAAGCCAUCCGCCUCGGAAAGAAGAUUUGGCAUCCUUUCUAACUGCAACCACACCUACUGUUUGUCCUGUAUCCGUCAGUGGAGGGGAGUCAAGCAGUUUGAGAAUCCCAUCAUCAAGUCCUGUCCAGAAUGCCGUGUGAUAUCAGAGUUUGUCAUUCCCAGUGUGUACUGGGUGGAAGAUCAGACAAAAAAGAACGAACUAAUCGAAGCAUUUAAGCAGGGGGUUGGGAGAAAAGCCUGCAAGUAUUUUGAGCAGGGAAAGGGGACUUGCCCAUUUGGGGGGAAAUGUCUGUAUCUCCAUGCUUAUCCAGACGGAAGACGAGCUGAGCCAGAGAAGCCACGAAAGCAACUCAGCUCAGAGGGGACAGUCCGGUUCCUCAACACUGUUCGUCUGUGGGAUUUUAUCGAAGACCGAGAAAACAGAACGCCGCCCGUCGCCAAUGAUGAUGUAUCAGAGAUUGGAGAGCUUUUUAUGCAUCUUUCUGGCACAGAUGCUGAAUCUGCUGCUCCUCCCUAGAAUACCACAAGAUCUCUCCCGUGUCUCUUUCAUAUUGAUCCCUCUGUUUCUUCAGUAACUUUGUAUCCACAAUGUUAGAAUUACUGUGCCAUGGAGACUGAGGUCCUGGUGAAAUUCUAGUAUGAGUGUCACUGUAGAGCAAAAGUGUUGAAACAUCAUAAAAUGAGUGCUUGGAAUAAAAGUGAUAGAUGUAAUCAUGAGGAGAAGAACUUUUCUAUUAGAAGGGAGCAAUGUGUUUUUAGUUUAAAAGAACAUUUACUCCCAUUUUAUUGAAAAAAACCUUGGUAUUCUAAGAUUUGAGGUAGAUUCAAGUAUUUGGAGGUUGUCUUUUAAAAUAAUCAUCAUAUCUUAAUAAAAGAACGGAAAAAUACAUCUAAUUAUCCAUGUCAAAUAUAUCAGUGUGGUUUAAAACUAUCAGACUCUGUUUUCAGGGUUGUUAGCAAAAAAAACAAUCAAGUUAUCUUAAGGGUUUGUAACACUGCCCAUGGCCAUUUUAAAAAAAAAAGUGAUUUUUUUUUUUUAAAAAAUGGGCAUGAGUAUCGUUAAUGUAUUUCAUAAGCAGCAUGGUUAUUUAAACAUUUGCUGCACUAGCUAUGCUACAGUUCUGGCUUAAGUUGACACAUUUUUUUCCAUUUUAAUGCAACUAAAAGUAGCAACAUUUAAGAUUAUUUGCAGGAAUGAGAUAUCUAAAAAUGAAAGUACGGUCAAAAUAAUCCAUGUUAGUUAUAUGAUUUUCUUGGAAGCAAUAACCAAGAUACAUAUAAGUAGAGAAUUCCUUUGUUAGCCCCAAGUAGGAGGAGUGUGGCCUUUCAGAAAUAAUUGUUUAAGUUUCAAUAUGCCUAAGUUCAAAUAUUGAACUAAAAUCUGUUAAAUCCAUAUAUGAGUAUUAUUUUUUUCUUUCCAUUUAAUUGUGUACAAUUCUUGGAGACUGGACGAGCCCCUGCAGUUUUCUUGGUAAGGUUUUUCAGUAAUGUUUGCUAUUGCCUCCUUCCUAGGGCUGAGAGAAAGUGACCGGCCCAAGAUCACUCAGCUGAUUUUAUGCCUAAACAGGACUAAAACUGAUGAGCUCCUGCUUUUUAGCCUAACCACUACACCAAACUGGCUCUCAUGGCCAUAAUAGGCAAUGCUAAAAUACUAGUGUUCCAUCACAUGAUAUAAUUUAACAUACUGUGUUUCAGAUUUGGAGGCAAAAAGAUGCUUUAGAGCAGUGUGUUUACUCACGGAGCCCCUUUCUGCAGCUCUUUAAAGCGGCUUUGUCUUUUUUUGAAUGCUGUGCAUUUUUGCCUUUACAUCCAAGUAUUGCAAAAAUCUUCAGUUGUUUUAAGCUGUUCUCUUAUGCCAGCCCCAUUAGUGGAAGCUAGUAGUGUGGUAGUAGUUCUGUAGUAGUGUACAGCCUUCAAAAGAGCCUUCACUGAUACCAUACUACAUAGGAGGAUAGCAGGUAAUGGGAAAUAUGACUCAUGUCAGUCCAACUAGUGGGUGCAUGUACUAAUUUGCACACAGAGAACUUUCUGAGUUUUGAACUAUUCUUGCAUGGAAAUUGCAGUCCCUGUCAGAAUGAACGACUCAUUUGGUAUCCUGCCUGAUAUUAACUGAACUUUAAUAUAUCUUUAAAAACAAUGUCUUAUAUUCCUGGUAACUGCAGGAAAAGUGUACUUUUCUUGGCAGGCAUUACCAAGUCUAUUUUUUAUUGUUUUCUCAGAAAAAGAAAUCCCCCACUUUAAUAUACAGUCCGAGAAUUCCCAGGUAGUCUCCCAUCAAAGUAUUCAUCAUGAUAGACCCUUCUUAAAUUCUGAGAUUGGCUGAAGUUGCUGAGCUGACUAUUAACCUUUUAGGCCCGUGAUGGCAAACUUAUGGCACGCGUGCCACAGGCGGCACGCAGAGCCCUCUGUAGGCACGCGCACCGUCGCUCCAGUCCUAGGCCUUCAGUCCCAUCCAUGAGCAACCUGCAUAAUACCUGCGUAGGGUAAGGUUGCCACACCUGCCCUUGCCUCCAAGUGUUUUUUUACUAACCUGCCUCUCAGCUGCAUUCUGUUUCUCCAUUUGCUUCUCAGCCUUUGCCGCUGAGAAAAGAGUUCCAUCAAACUUUCUAUUGGUGAGAUCUAGAUCAGGGGUGUCAAACUACCAGCCCGUAGCUGGUUGCAUCAUAUGGAGGCCACGUCCACCUCAGCUCUGGCAAUGCAAAAAAAGUCAUGACAGUUUACAUGACGUGGCAAGUUUUGACACCCGUGUUCUAGAUCCUCACAAAUGGGAUUGUGUAGAAUAGUGGUAAAGUAAACAGGGAAAUAGAUUAAUCAUAUAGGUUUCUUUGUAGUGUAUGUACCACCAUAUAAAGAAGCAGAGUAUCCUGUCUGGCUUGCUUAUCUAAUAUAGGAGCAGGCAGUCUAUGCUACCAGGAGCAUGUUAGGAGUUUUGAGAGUAUAUUAUGAGUUCAUUCUCUCAAUCAAUGGCGUGGGUUUGAGAAUCUAUAAAUGCCCAAAGAUGUGAUGAAUGUACACCAUGUGGUCAACACCUGCUCUAGUAGACCUUUUAAAAAUGCAUUUAAUUCAGUCAUCUGGUUUGGCCUUUAUGCAUCAGGUGAGAAGAAACAAAUAUGGUCACAGUCUAUUCUCCAACAGCAUAGUUCCAAAAUAGCAUCAUUUUCUGUACCUGAACCAGAUAUUCAAUUUCAUAUAAAAGUCCUAAGUGGCAUCUUUCAUAAUUAGCCUUGUUAAAACUCAGUAUCUAGAAAUCAGCUAUUGGUAGGGGUCUAGAAGUUGUAGACAAAUAUCCAAGCAGACUGAAUAAUUAACUUGCUUUGUCGGUGGUUAGUAGUGUCGGUGGUUAGUAGUGUCACCCAGACUAAUCUUAUUUGAAGACUAUAUUGGCUAUUGCUGUAAUUUAUUACUAGAUAGUGUAUUAAAUAUUGUUUCAGGUUUGUGGUCCUUCAAAUGCUACUGAACAUGUGCAGCUUUCUUACCACAGAUUUAGAAUUUGAAAUGUUAUUGAAGAAUUGCAAAAAAAAGGGUGCAAAAAUACAACCCAGGGAUGAUUUGCCAGCAUACCUUUUACAGAAUAAGCAGAACCAAUAUUUUCAGCCUCAUUUUUGUUCUGUUUUGGCAAGAUUUGUAAAGAGCACACUUUAAACCUCAUGGGGACUUAAGGCAUCUGUUUGAAUUCACCCCUCCCUUUAAAUUCACCCAAACCUAAAAAAAGUAGGUCCUGGUCAUACCUAUAUGCCAUCUAAAACCUGAGCCAAAGGUUAUUUAUACCUGUAUAAAUAAAUAGUGUAUCAUUCUUCAGAAUAUCUACAAGAUAGAGAACCUUGAUUAUAGUUAGCCAUAGUUACAUUCUUUUUCAAGAACUCCCAGCAUCCACAGUUGAUCAAAAGGAAUUAUCUAUGCUAUUUGUAUGAAAAAUUACAUUGUUCUGUGUAUACACUGAUUGAUAAUUGCUCCAAAGAUUAUUUUACUUUAUUGACAAAUUAAGCAAAAUGGAAGACAUGCAACAAACUUAAUUAAAUUGAAGAAAUUAACUUUUCCAUUUAUAUUUAAAUAGCCAAGUUAUUAGUAAGUAGUUCUAUUUAAAUAGAUCAUAGGUUUGAGUUCAGGUUACUUUUCUAACAUAGAAAGUAGUGUUGUUCUUUUGACUGAUGUGUGUUUGACUUCUGAAGAGCUUCAGAGGGCAGUAAUUUUAAUUUAAACUUGAAUCAAUAAAAAUUCAAGGAAGAUAAAACAAGUUCUCUUACGUUUCCUUUUGCUAACUUUGCAAGUUCUUAAAUUAGAUCUUCAGUUUUCAAACUGCAACUGAUAGCAUGAUUACUACAAAACACAGUUUUGAAAUGGAAAUGUUUAGUUUUUACUUCUAUAUGGCUAUAACUCUACAUUAAUAUUUUGUAAUCAGACAGAUACAUAAAAUAAAGAACAUACUAGUUCUUUCAA
Crotalus tigris (Tiger rattlesnake) is the source of this 5362-nucleotide messenger RNA. It is a transcript of the gene MKRN2, whose product is annotated as makorin ring finger protein 2. Bases 144 to 1442 code for a protein of 432 amino acids. Lineage: Eukaryota; Metazoa; Chordata; Lepidosauria; Squamata; Viperidae. The transcript is spliced from 8 exons. The record is from RefSeq and is a predicted model, not a curated record. Gene Ontology annotation, molecular function: ubiquitin protein ligase activity; metal ion binding. Gene Ontology annotation, biological process: protein polyubiquitination.